Messenger RNA from Trypanosoma grayi, 1719 nucleotides. RefSeq lists its product as hypothetical. The transcript has a single exon. NCBI's taxonomy places the organism in Eukaryota, Euglenozoa, Kinetoplastea, Trypanosomatida, Trypanosomatidae. The coding region runs from base 1 to 1719 and encodes 572 amino acids. The record is from RefSeq and is a predicted model, not a curated record.
AUGAACCUCAAAAACUACAUGCCGAGCAUCGUGUCGGAGGUGCGGCAGUUCAGCCGUGCGUACGUCGACUCGCUCGUUUCCCCCGGCGAAGGCAAGCAUCAUGACGAAGCGGAAAGUGUUGCCGCACAGACAAAGCAAGACGUCCCUUCGGCGGUGGCGGCGGCGGCUUCUGUUUCCUUUUCAACACGGCACAUACCACACACACAAACCAGCGCCCACGUUGGUGUUGGGAAAGGUCGUGUCGAUGGCACUAGUAGUAACAGCGGCAGUAACUGGGCCUCUCGCCGUGCGGGGGCGGUAGAGAGUUAUGAGUAUGAACCGGACUACAUGGAGCGGCCUGGCGUCUCCUCCGCACCGCCACACACGUACGCGUCAACACCGAUUGGGAGUGCAUCACUGGCGGCAAGCCAUGAGGUGCAGGAAGAGGGUUCUAGGCCUGGGGUGACGAGAGCAGGGCGGGGGACUGCCGCCCUGCCGCAAGCCGACUCCACAUCAACAACAGUAGUGCCGGAGUCGACAGGACUUCGAAGGACUAUUAGAAAGAAACCUAAGGCGUCUCGCUCUAGGUUUGGCGCAGUGAAGCUGGAGCCAGAGGAGGAGGCGGAGGCGGCGGCGGAAGUGGUGGUGGCUUCCGCUUCAUCUGUUGCUCUUGACACUGGUUCUGGAGUGCCCUCAAUCGGGAUGCCCCAUUGUAGUCGCAGUAGCAGCAGCAGCGCUUGUCAACGUGAACAGCAAUGCACAACGGCUGCAGUCACUUCCGCUCCCAUUGCUGCUCCUGCUCCCGUUGCUUCUGCUGCUGUCUCUGUUACAACGCCACCACCACCACCACCAACAGCAGCAGUAGCAGAAAAAGUAGUCAGUUCCACUUUAAACAAAGAGUUGCAGGAAUGGAGUAAUAAGCGGGACGCAAUACUGUGUCUUCUUCGCAGCAGCGCGGCGCGGAGGAUGACACCGGUGUUAUUCAACUGGGUGCAAGAAGCUUUAUCUUUUUUUGCUGUCAAGGUCGCUGGUGGAGCUCUGGCAUCCGUCGUGGAUGACGAUAGCGCUGCCAUGAUGUCAUCUGAAUUGUCUCCGGUAGGUGACUAUGUCGAGCGUGUCUGGCACGAUGCGGAGUCUGUGGUUCGGCCAUGCGUAGCUCACGCUGUCCCACCUGAGGUGUUUGGGCCGUGCGCACCCGCUGAUGUUACCGAUGUGGCUGCUGCUAACGAUUCAGAGUCGUGUGAAGAAUUUGUCUUCACUUCGUGUCGAGGAGAAGGGCCACUGUGGCACACGCUCCAUGACACGUUGGCUAUAGUACGGCGCUGGCGCGACGAAAAGAGUCUGCAGCAGCUGCUGCUGCUGUCGCCGUUCCCGGGGCGUGCAGUCGAGCGUGGUAUGUUGAAUCUUCUGUCAUUGUGCUUUGCGCCACUCCUGCAGACGGCGGUGGAGCAGAGCCACCAUGUAAUAUGGCGCACUCCCCCGCAGCAGAAGCAGGAGAUGAAUAUGAGGGCGCUGAAGGCGUGGGCAUGUGAAAUCGUGAGGACGUUCUGCGCAGCCCUCAUGGAGGUGGAUGCAGAGUCGCGCCGGGUCGCACUCGGUGUCAACGCUGGUGAUGCGAGCGCACGCGUUGACGAUGCAGUGGGCUCUGUGCACAACGGCACCGCUGCGCUGUGGCUCAUGCGUGAGGCGACCGUUUUGACGUUGCUUGUACUUUGGUCCCUACAGAAGUGUGCUGCGUGA